AUCAGAAUACCCAAGACAGACAGCAACAGUGUGGUCACUUCUCAGCAUUUCAGCUAUUUUGAUGUGUCUCUGGUCUGUGUAACUCUGGCAGGACGAUGAGUGGAGGAAAACAUCUACUGCUUCUGGCAGCGCUCCUGCACCUGGCAAGAUGUCAGAACGAGCUGCAAGUUACUGUUUCACCUGAACUCAAGCAGAUCUUUUUUGGGGAUUUCCUGUAUUUGACCUGUAAUGGAACAGGCACAGUGAAAUGGUACUUGAACAAAAAAGAAAUAUCGCAGGGAAACAAAACCUGGAAGAUAACAGCUGCAUCUACCAGGGACUCAGGCUUGUAUCAUUGUGAGAGUGAUGGGAAAGAGAGCAGGUCUCGCGAGAUCAAAGUCCUGGAAUACAAUCCCAGUGCCUCGCUCACCCUCAAGACAGGCCAACCAGUGAUGCGUCAUGGAGGUUCAGUUCAGCUGCAGCUUGACCAUGACAGUAGUCUGGAAGGAUGGAACUGCUGGGUCGUUAGGGGACAGAAGAAAAACAGGAUUAAGUUGAAGUUAAACAAUGAAAAAGAUUUGAGCAUAGUCUUUCAACCCAAUAGACUGACUGUGCCUGAGACCAUUUUCUGGUGUACUGAUAAAGAUCAAGAACUCAGGAGUAACCAACAAGUAAUUAGGACUACAGAGAAGGACAUAUCGCUGGAAAUGUAUCCCCAGCCUGCUGUAGUUGGGGAGAGUCUGACUCUGAAGUGCCUUGUCUGGGGCACAGAUCAAAUUAGCCGUGCUGUUUUCUACAAAGAAAAGAUUGUAUUUGCAAAUGAGACGACGUCUACCCACAAAAUCGCUAAUGUGACAGAAUCUGAAGCGGGAAGAUAUAAGUGUGAUGCCACCUACAGACACGUAGGCGAGACCGAGACCCUACACAAAGACGUCUCUGAUAUACAAGAUGUGUUUGUACAAGGAUCUCCUAUCAAGGCGUCUCUCUCUGAAACCAAUGGCUUGACAUGUUCUUGUCCACGUUGCGAAGGGGAAUACUCCUAUCAUUAUUACAAGCAGGAUGAUCAGACAUGGAAAUUUAUGGAAUCCACAAAAUCCUCCAUGAAGCCAAAGGAGAGCGGUACCUAUGCAUGUAGAGCUGUUAUGACCACGAUGAGGUCUUUCCUCAGUAACACCCACUCUUUUUCAGAUCAGCCUGGGAGCUCAAUCCUAACAGGUGUGAUUGUGGUCAUUGUCAUGGUCCUGAUACUAAUAGUGGCUGUAAUUUGUUAUAAACGCCUUAAGAAGAGAGGUGACACAGGACCAAUUUACGAGGAUAUGCCGCUGAGGUCACGAGAUGAAGGUGGUGACAAAUACGAGCAGCUGCAGACGGUAGGCGGUAAGGAGCCCGAGUACGACACCCUUCAAACAGAAACACAGGGCAGAAAGAAAGAAGGUGAAUAUGAAGGACUGAAGAAAGAGGAAGUGAAAGAUGGGGUAUACCACACUUUGGGGAUGGAAGGGGGAGCAGGGGGAGGGGGGUAUGAAGCACUGAAGAAAGAGGGAAUGAAAGAGGGGGAGUACCACACUUUGGGGAUGGAGGGGGGAGCAGGAGGAGGGGGGUAUGAAGCACUGAAGAAAGAGGGAAUGAAAGAGGGGGAAUACGACAUUUUGAAGAUGGAGGAAGGAGCAGGAGGAGGGGGGUAUGAAGCACUGAAGAAAGAGGGAAUGAAAGGGGAUGAGUACCAGACUCUGGGAACAGGGGCUGCUGGAGGAGAGGGAGAACAAGAACAAUAG
Messenger RNA from Thunnus maccoyii (southern bluefin tuna), 1754 nucleotides. RefSeq lists its product as uncharacterized. The coding region runs from base 96 to 1754 and encodes 552 amino acids. The record is from RefSeq and is a predicted model, not a curated record. Gene Ontology annotation, biological process: cell surface receptor signaling pathway. NCBI's taxonomy places the organism in Eukaryota, Metazoa, Chordata, Actinopteri, Scombriformes, Scombridae. Gene Ontology annotation, molecular function: transmembrane signaling receptor activity. The transcript is spliced from 8 exons.